Molecule: messenger RNA, 5454 nt
Organism: Daphnia pulicaria
Lineage: Eukaryota; Metazoa; Arthropoda; Branchiopoda; Diplostraca; Daphniidae
Product: ribosomal protein S6 kinase alpha-5-like
Exons: 18
Coding region: 1032-4007 (991 amino acids)
Biological process (GO): regulation of DNA-templated transcription; protein phosphorylation
Molecular function (GO): ATP binding; protein serine/threonine kinase activity
Source: RefSeq, a predicted model, not a curated record
GAGGCACAGGCACAGAGCAGCAGCAGUUGCACCAGCAUGGCAGUCAGCAGUUCAGUCCAGUCUUGCAGUGAGUAGCGACGGGUGCAGUCCUAAGCUAAAAUCCCCUAUAGGUCCCCCCCAACUCCCCCCCUACUUACUUUGUUUUCUUUCUCCUUUCUGGAGCACCACGUCUUUUGCUUUUCAGACAUCCGGUGUGUGUUGUUGUUGUGCGUUGAACUAUCUAAAAAACGGUCCAUCUGCAAUUGAAUGCAGGGCGCUAAUAAGUGAGUGGAACUUCAGCUCGAGAGAGAGAGAGAGUCGUUCACUUUUCCGCAUUCCAACAGUGUGUGUGUGUGUCUGUGUGUUUUGUGUGUUUUCGGUUUGCACGCAAAUAUCCCGAACGUUUUCCUUUGGGUUUGUCCUGAAAAAUUGUUGGGUUCAAGAACCGUUUCUUUUGGGUUGUUGCUGUUGCAAUCUGGAGAAUAUCCUUUGCUGCCUCUUCCGCCGACGUCCCGUAAAUGUCUCAUCGCCGCCAACGGUGACCGCGCCAUCACAAAGCGGAACAACUGGAAUUAUUAGUCGAGUCCCUUUGAAACGGACGAAUUGAAACUUGGGCCUCAACUCCUCUCUGCUGGUUGAUGGUGAAAGCAGAGGUUCUUUCCAUCGACACUGCGCGUGUGAUGUACUCCUCUUUUUGGCUUGGCGCUUCAAGAGCAGAUGUCAGUGAGACCAACUAGGACGCUCAAGAUGGGAACUGAACGAAACUGUGUUUGUCGCGAUCUCACUUGACCCCGUUGGAAGGAGGUUAUAGACUUCUCUUGCCCGCUAUCUCCCCGUUACCAUUUAAUGUGAACCAAGUGCUUUAAAAGAAGACUCUCGGCGAUAAUAGACACGAAAUUCAGCUAAUUCCGUUCAAAAAGAACCAGACUCUGCAAUUGUUGGUUCAGCAAGUUUGACUUUUUCAUCUUGGAGUAAAAAAAAUAUUAGACAAAUUUGGGCUGCCAAAAGUUGAGCAGUUAUUUGACUGUGAAAUUCAUUUGACUUGUGUGAAGAUGGGGGUACACACUCAAGGUGAGAGUGGGUUCUUCGACGAGGAUCCAGACGAGUUGUCGGCCAUGGUGCAAAACGAAACCAUAGAACAGCACGAAACGGCCAACGCCAGCAACACAGUUGUUAACCUGACUGGACGAGGCCGGGUGGACAUGUCCAACUUCGAGUUGCUGAAAGUCCUUGGAACAGGAGCUUAUGGGAAGGUGUUCCUGGUCAGGAAACGAGGUGGCAACGACCACGGAACUCUAUACGCAAUGAAGGUGUUGAAGAAGGCUUCCAUUGUCCAGAAGAAAAAGACGGCCGAGCACACCAUGACGGAGCGUCAAGUUCUUGAAGCAGUUCGACAAUCUCCGUUCCUAGUGACUCUUUAUUACGCCUUCCAAACCGAUGCCAAGCUCCACCUCAUUCUUGAUUACGUUAGUGGAGGCGAACUUUUUACUCAUCUCUACCAGCGGGAAAGAUUCGCAGAAAACGAAGUGCGGAUCUACAUCGCCGAAAUCAUUAUGGCGCUCGAGCAUUUGCACAAGCUGGGGAUCAUUUAUCGCGACAUCAAACUGGAAAACAUUCUUCUUGAUUCACAAGGCCACAUUGUGUUGACGGAUUUCGGACUUAGCAAGGAAUUCCUUCCACAUGAAAAGAAUGCCAGGGCUUAUUCGUUUUGCGGUACCAUUGAAUACAUGGCCCCCGAGAUUGUGCGAGGUGGAGGCGCAGGCCAUGAUAUGGCUGUCGACUGGUGGGGCGUUGGAGUGCUAACAUACGAGCUGCUAACAGGUGCCUCUCCGUUUACAGUCGAAGGAGAGAAAAACAACCAACAGGAGAUUUCCAGACGGAUUUUAAGCAUCCAUCCACCAAUUCCAGAGGAUUUGUCGAUUGAAGUGAAAGACUUUAUUGGACAGCUGCUUACCAAAGAUCCAAGUCGUCGACUCGGCGGCGGAACAUCAGAUGCCGUAGAACUUAAAGAACAUUCCUUUUUUAGAAAUCUUAACUGGGAAGAAGUUGGCAAAAAAAUGGUACGUGCGCCAUUCAUACCUCGGAUCGCCGACGAACUGGAUGUCAGCAACUUUGCCGAGGAAUUCACUGGAAUGGCUCCAACCGACUCUCCGGCAAUAGUUCCUACCAAUGUUGAUAAAAUCUUCAAGGGUUACUCAUACAUAGCCCCGUCAAUUCUCUUCACGGACAACAUUAUCAGUGAAGAUUUAUUCGCCCUGUCAGCCGACAACAAACCCACGCUUUCAAACAUAAUUGGAGCCAGAUUUAAGAACUCGACGUUCUUCCUUCAUUAUCACAUGGAUUUACGAGAACAAGCGCUUGGCGAUGGCAGCUUCUCUAUCUGUCGGCGCUGCGUUCACAAAGCGAGCGGUCAAGAAAUGGCGGUCAAAAUCGUCUCCCGUCGUGUCGACUGCAGCCAAGAGAUUAACUUACUGCGUGCCUGCCAAGGUCAUCCCAACAUCGUACGCCUUCACGAUGUCUUCUACGACGAGGCGCACACAUACAUCGUCAUGGAAUUGCUGAAAGGGGGAGAGCUACUUCAGCGCAUCCGGCAGCAGAAACAAUUUACGGAAUCGGAGGCUGCACGCAUAUGGCAGAAAUUAGUUGCGGGGGUUCAACACGUUCACUGCAAAGGCAUCGUUCAUCGCGAUUUAAAGCCAGAGAAUCUGUUAUUCGAGAGUGCGGAUGAGAACGCCGAACUGAAAAUCGUGGACUUUGGAUUCGCUCGCCUGAAACCCGAGCCGCAGAAGCUCUUGAACACACCUUGCUUCACGCUGCAGUACGCUGCGCCGGAAGUGCUUAAAACGGUGUUGGUACCCAAAGAUGGCCGCUACGAAAGCGGUUACGACGAAAGCUGCGAUUUGUGGAGCCUGGGUGUCAUUCUGUACACGAUGCUCUGCGGUCGAGCACCGUUUCACUCCAACAGUCGAGAGGGUAACGCCGCAGCAGUUAUGCAACGCAUUAAAACGGGCGACUUUGAUUUCGACGGGGAAGCAUGGAAGCACGUCUCUUCCAAGGCGAAAAAUGUUAUACAAGGUCUCCUGACAGUUGAUCCCAAAAAGCGAUUAACCAUCAAGGAAGUGAUCAACUGCAGUUGGUUAAUGCCGAGAAAUCGUGAGUCUCCGUUUGGCUUCCCGUCGCUAAUGACUCCUGGCAUUCUAUCCAUUCGCUCUUUCCCAAAGGCCACUGAACUGGCCGUCAAACAAACCAUCGAUGCCUUCCACAUGGCUGCCAGGGAGGGAUUUCGGUUACAGGAUGUGUGCAACGCACGACUGGCCCAACGUCGCAAAGCCAAACGGCCAUCCAAUGACGCAAGAAGCAUUUCAACUUCCAGCAGUUUCUCAUCCAGUUCUUCAGGCAAUUCGUCAAUGAGGACGGCCAGCAAAGGGGAAGGUUCGGCCUCUUGGUCUUCGGUUGGCUUCACUCCGCGCAAGAUGACUUCUGAAGAUGAUAACGUGUUCAGCUUCCGCGAAGCUCGUGUCCAAGAGUAUUUGUCCAGUUUGUCGGAGGCAGAGUCUUCGAGUCGCGACUCGUUCCACAAGGCACAAGAGAAAGAGGAAUCUUUUUCCAUCAAGAAUAGCUGGGGCAAUCGUAUCUGUGAUAGUCUUUCCUCAGUUAUUGAAAAUCAAGUGACGGCUGCUGCUGCUGCUGCUCGUACGCAACAAGAUUUGAGCCUGCCGGGACCAAGUAACAAUGAGAGCAUCCUCCUUUCGCCAAUCUCGUUGUCGACGAGGUCUAAACGGAGGCAGCCGUAUAAAAUGUCGUUGCCCUCCAACCCGCCAGGCCAAGAUGGCGAGGCCAAUUGCGAAGAUGAAGAUGCCUCCUCGUCGGCGACGACGCACCGCAAGCAGGAUCAUCAAGAAUGUUCUGGAACAGCGACAGAAGUUUUCGAACGUCCAUUAACGCGAGCCCGCAAGCGCAACAUGGCUCGAGUCUGCGAGAUUCAACCUCAUAUUCAACCCACGCCCAAGCGACGGAAGAAUUUCUAAACAAAAGAAGAAAAGAAAGAUGUAUAGACAGAUGAGACGCCUAAUCAGUUUUGCCUAAUCCAAUUUCGUUUGGAAAUGACUGUCAGUUGAGAAAAUGUUACAAAUUUUGUUUUUUUAUAAAAGAAACGCUAUGUAUUUUUCGGUUAGGAUCGCGGCGGUCAGGUGUGCUGUAGAUAUAUACCAAUUUGCUUUUUUUAACUUUCCUUUAUAACGAUACAGGAACCUGUACAUAUAAGAAUGGCAAGCGUCUAUCAUAGUCCGUGAGCGUGUCAACCGUCUUGUGCGCGUAUAUGCAAAUCGUUCGUCAACAUUCUGUCUCUAGUCAGUCGGAUCUGAGCCUUAUGUGCGUUAGCCGUGGUAAUGCUGUAUCUCUGACACAGAGUUUGGAAACGACAGUGUAUACCUAUGUAUUCCAUAGGGGUUUGUUCGGCUUAGUAGUGCCUUAUUAAGAGAAUUUUAUAUCACAUCGACAGGGGCUGAAUGUAACGUACAACACGCUGCUGCUGAGUGACUGGGAGGCUUGAGCCGUUUUCCUUGAGAGAUUUCGUUUUAUUUUUCAAGUUAUUCCGAAGGCCGUCGGCUCACUACGAGACAAAUUCUUUCAUAUAAAUAUAGGCGUCAAAACGUCCUACACUAGUCCUCAUCAAGCACCUUGUUUUACAUUCAAAUCGGCUUUGAUUCAAUGUGAAAUUUGUUCGACGAAAUGCGUUCCUUUCAUCUCUUCCCCCACUCCAUCCAUUUGAUCUAGAUGGAUUUUUUUUUCAAGUUGAAAAGCCUUUGAAUUUCAUGGCCAAGUUCAUGGCUAGCGUGAGAAACUCUUUCUCUCUAUGCCUUUAAUGCGUUCUACGGGUCGUUGAGCCGGAGAGUAGUUUUUACCAAAAAGAUACAAAAAGAAAAGUAUGGACACAUCGUAAAACAGAUUGAAAAAUUAUGCGAUCCAUUGACUUACGCGAAAACUCCUCACAUUCUCGCAAAUUCAGAGUAGCUAAUUCGAAAUGUCUGCGCGUCACUUGUUAGAAAAUAAUUGUGUGUGUGUGUUUCGUUUGAAAACCAAAUAGUGCUUCUAAUACCAACAAGUGACAUAAGUUACUAGUUGCGUGAGCAAGGCAAUUUGACAUUGUUCACUCGCUGUUCAUAUUCGACGAGAUUCGGCUUUUUAUUCCGACGACAGUUUGAUUUAAACACGACCGCGCUUAGAAAUAAAACGCUGUUCAUGACAAAUAACAACAUGCAUUUGGUUAGCAAUUUAUGAUGAGACAUUUGAAAACGGCCGUAAGACCCGAAUUUGUUUGUCAUUAACAUUUGUUAGAUUUUCAACAUUACGUGUUGCAUGUAUUGAUUAUUGAAUUGAUAAUUUGACCGAAAUUAUUUUGAUUUUUGUGAAGACAAGAUGGCUGUAACCAAGUCUGAAUUAUGGGAAUAUUAUAUAUAUACAGUACUACAAUGA